UGAUUAUCAAAUAAGAUAUAUCUCUAUCCACCUGCAAUUACUUUUACUUUGCCAAAUCGCCGGCGCCACUUUGAUAUCCAGCGCGUUGAGGAAAAUGGCGGUUGUGUGGUGUUAUACCGUGCCAUCACAGAGCAAGAUGGCGCAUGGCAUCCAGUGCUGCUCUUCCAGUUCAAUCAAUAGGCGGAAGCCUGAGAAGAAGCUACAAACCCAGGCACCAAAGCUGUUGAAGCUUGCGGUUACCGGAGCCACGCAACUCCUAAGCCUCUUAUCUCCCCCUCACAAAGACAGGCUGGAUGAAUUGAAUGGUGAAGGUGGAAAUAUUGAACUCUCUGUUUCUGAUGUUGACGAUGUUCUAACGAUUAUUAAGGAUGAUUAUGAAAGAGAGUAUUUUGUUACAGGACUUUUCACUAGUGCAAUUUAUGCAGAAGAUUGCACCUUUGAAGAUCCAACUAUUAAAUUCCGUGGAAGGGACUUGUACUCACGCAACUUGAAAUUGCUUGUUCCAUUUUUUGAUAACCCCUCGAUCAAGUUAGAGAAGAUUGAGAAGGAUGCCAAUAGCAAUGCAGACUUCAUAAUGGCAACCUGGAAGCUCAGAACAUAUCUCAAGCUUCCAUGGAAACCCCUCAUAUCAGUGAAUGGAUGCACAGUUUAUGACUUAGACAGACAACUUAGAAUUGUGAGGCAUGUAGAGAGUUGGGACAUUUCUGCUCUUGAAGCAAUUGGUCAGAUUUUUACUCCUGGCUUUCAAAGAGAAGAGCCAUUAGGAAAUACAUAUGGAAAUGGAGGAAAUGCAUAUGGAAAUUGGGUUGUUGUGUUUCUACAACCAGUCAAACCAGCUAACUCAAUCAGCCAAACAAUUUUAACCAUCCAUUUGUCAAUCCUACUACUUCCUUCAUUUGGGGUAUGAGAUUUGGUUGCAGUUAAGUAACUAUAAGCCAUGUGAGAAGGAGAAGGAAAGGAGUUGUUUUAUUGAGAAGUCAAGGAAGGUAUUAUACAAAGCACAAAGGAUGUCUAUAAGGUUUAAUACACACAUACAAACAUACAUAGGAGGCAUAAAAUAAAGGAA
Molecule: messenger RNA, 1066 nt
Organism: Ipomoea nil (Japanese morning glory)
Lineage: Eukaryota; Viridiplantae; Streptophyta; Magnoliopsida; Solanales; Convolvulaceae
Exons: 9
Coding region: 95-907 (270 amino acids)
Source: RefSeq, a predicted model, not a curated record